AUGGGUAAAGUUCAAUCAAAAACUGGUCGACAAAAGAGAAGCAAAAGUUCGGCAUCUACUACUUCCAUUGAUCAAGAAAUUAUUCAUAAAAAACGUGAUGUUGAAAUAUAUAAUUAUAUUGAUAAAAGAAAAUACUGUGCAUCUUAUGUACUCCCUUUGGACGAUGAUGAGAUUGAUCGGUUAACUUUACAACAUUAUAUUUUUCAAAAUAUAUGGAAAAGUAAUUUUUCUUCCCCUGUUGAUUUUCUAUUGGAAAUUGGUUCCAAAGUUUUGGAUGUCGGGUGCGGUCCUGGUGUUUGGAGUUUAGAGAUGGCUAACAAGUAUCCAAAAAGUUCAUUCACCGGAAUAGAUAUAGUCGCUACUUUUCCUCAAACGAUAAAGCCUGAAAAUACUAAUUUCAUUGUGGGAAAUCUUAAAAGGUUACCUUUUGAAGAUAAUUCCUUUGAUUUCGUUUAUAUGCGAUUAAUAAUGUUUGCGCUUACGAUAAGUGAUUGGCCUGAAGCAAUAAAAGAAUUGAUUCGAGUAUGUAAGCCAAAUGGCUGGAUUGAAAUAAUGGAAAGGGACAUUCUUUGGCAUAAUGAAUCGGAUUUGGUUCGUAAAUGGCGAACAAGUAUUGUUGAUAAAAUACGUCAAGAAAAAGGAAUUGAACUUAUUAUAUCUCCACAUAUUCCUGGAUUCUUACAUUCAAAUAAUCAGCUGACUAAUAUUGAAUAUGAUAAAAGGAAAGCAAAAAUUGGUUGGGGUGAAAAAAUGUAUGAAGCUUACGGGCAAUUGAUUAUGUGGGGAGCAAAAAAUUUAUCAAACGCCGUAUCAGACAUUCAAUUUAAUGAAGGACAAUAUAACAAAUUAGUUGAAGUUGCAAUUAAAGAAAUUGCAAGAAAUAAGGGUUAUGACAAAAGUUAUCGAUUUUGGGCACAGAAGAAAUCUUUGUAG
Funneliformis caledonium is the source of this 933-nucleotide messenger RNA. The record is from the annotation of a GenBank genome assembly. NCBI's taxonomy places the organism in Eukaryota, Fungi, Glomeromycota, Glomeromycetes, Glomerales, Glomeraceae.